AUGGGAGAAGAAGGUACUGCUUGGCUAAACUGUAACGAACGUCGUUUUAAUUGUUGGUUAGAACUCGAGAAACUCUAUGCAGAAGGUAAAGUGAGAGCGAUAGGUGUUAGCAAUUACAUGCUGCAGCAUCUAGCGCCUCUAGUUGAAGAUAUAUUACAAAGAAAAAAAGCAGGAGAUAAAUUCGCAACUAUACCGAUGAUAAAUCAAGUAGAAAUCAGUGUUUUCUGCGAUUUAGAUCCAGAAUUAUUGGCGUUUUGUCAAGAACACGACAUUCGAAUAACAAGCUACGCAACUAUGGCACGCCAAGAAAAAAUUAACGACGAGAAAUCAACCAAAAUUUUGAAAAGCGUAGGUGACAAAUAUAAUCAAAGUAUACAAAACGUAAUGCUUAGAUGGGCGUUACAAAAAGCAUAUACCAUUAUACCCAAAACAAGCAAGAUCGAACGUCUUGAAGAAAAUUUAGGGUGUUUGGAAUUUGAACUAACCCCAGAAGAUAUGAAUAAAUUAAGCUCACUAAAUGAAGGAUUUAGAACAUGUGGAGAUCCGCAUACAAUAAGCUAA
Dermatophagoides pteronyssinus (European house dust mite) is the source of this 561-nucleotide messenger RNA. RefSeq lists its product as uncharacterized. NCBI's taxonomy places the organism in Eukaryota, Metazoa, Arthropoda, Arachnida, Sarcoptiformes, Pyroglyphidae. The record is from RefSeq and is a predicted model, not a curated record.